AUGGAGGAGGUGGAAAAAAGUUAUCCUCAAUAUGACGACCUUGAUUAUGAUGACCUAACGACAGCCUUUAAUAGGUUAGAUAUAGGGGUGAAGGCUGAGGCUAUGUAUGGUGAUGAUCCUAUAGUAUUAACUGAUCUUAAAAGUGAACUGGACUAUGUGAAGAAUCUUAUGGAGAGACGUGAAAUAGAAGAAACAACUUUCACCGAAGGAAAUGAUGGUACAGUGAACAUUUCAGGUCCAUCAGGAAGCACAACCACCCCGGGAGUAGAUUUUGUAGAAGAUCCAAACAAUGUACUUCCAGACGUACUAGAUGCAUUCAACGAAUCAUUUGACGCUAACUGGGACGAAAUAGAAGCCCGCCUAGAGAAACUAAAUAAGAUUUCAACAGCAAAUAAAAAGAGAGAUUUUGAAAACCAAGUAGAGCGUGUUCAAGCUGUCACAAGAGUUAUCAAGGGCAAGGAGGGACUGAUACUAGAUCCUAGGAAUAGAUACGUCAGGGAACUCGUCAAACGAUCAUCUGUAAGAACACUCAAGGAUGGCACAGAGGUGUUGGUAUUUAGAAGUGAACAAGGUAUUGACAAAAGUGGGACACAAAUAAUGAAACGUGGUAAGACCAGUAAACCUGUGUACUCCAAGAACUCACCUGCAUUAAGAGAAUACAAGGACCUUCUAAAGAAAAUAAAAGAGGUACCUACAGAUCCUGACGACAUAACUGAAAGAGAAGAGCCGCAAUUUGAUACCAGUGAUGAGGAAUGCGCUGACCGCGAGAACAUUGAGUUAGUAGACAUAAGUGCAAGACUGGGGGACCUUCCUGGGUUAACAAUGCAAGAAAACAAUGAACUGAGGGGUGUUCUUAACCCACCUGAUGGAUCAAGCAUAGAAGGUAGAACAGGUCCCAAUGGAGCGUUGCAAAUACAAGCUGACUACUUUAACGAAGCUAUUAAUGAAACCGUGAAACAAGCCGGCUCAGCGAAAGGUACAACUGAGUAUAAUUCCCUCCUAGAAAGAAUUGAUGGUCUAAAGGAAGCUAGGGAUAGGACACUAGAGCAGAGAGUAGUAGAGGAAGCAAGAGAGGCACAGUUGGAAGAUAUUUCUAGAUUACGUAAAUUUAUAGACUGGGUAGGAAAGGAAAAAGUGGGACUUGCAGGGAUAGCAGUGUCAACAGCUAGUUUAAUUACAACAUUAUUAAUCCAUGCUAGGGGAGCCAUUGUUAAGACAGCAAAGACCACUGGUAAAGUAGCAAAAGCAUUAGCAAAUUUAGCAAAGAAAGCAGGACCAAUUCUAGUUCCAAUCCUGAACGCAAUUGCAACAGCGCUAUCCUGGGGAGCAAAAGGAAUUGCCUGGUUAGCGUCACAUUUAUGGGUAUUAGCUAUAGCUGCAGCCUUAAUGGUAUAUAACUAUUACACAAAGUAA
Molecule: messenger RNA, 1413 nt
Organism: Paramuricea clavata
Lineage: Eukaryota; Metazoa; Cnidaria; Anthozoa; Malacalcyonacea; Plexauridae
Source: the annotation of a GenBank genome assembly